Pseudomassariella vexata is the source of this 1136-nucleotide messenger RNA. Its product is annotated as clathrin light chain. Gene Ontology annotation, cellular component: plasma membrane; clathrin coat of coated pit; clathrin coat of trans-Golgi network vesicle. Bases 230 to 940 code for a protein of 236 amino acids. Gene Ontology annotation, molecular function: clathrin heavy chain binding; structural molecule activity. The record is from RefSeq and is a predicted model, not a curated record. Gene Ontology annotation, biological process: clathrin-dependent endocytosis; clathrin coat assembly; intracellular protein transport. NCBI's taxonomy places the organism in Eukaryota, Fungi, Ascomycota, Sordariomycetes, Amphisphaeriales, Pseudomassariaceae. The transcript has 3 exons.
CCAAGAACAAUUAGAGCCAACUCGGCAGUAAGGUGGAACUAAGACCUGGCCUUGCGACAGAACGUCGCGGUCAACAUCAAGAAGCAUCAACCCCCUUCAACUACAAUUUGGCAAGAAAGUAUCAACAAAUUCAGCUACGAUCUGAUCCAAUCACCCGCAACUCCACGUACGUCAAAUUUGACUUUUAUCUCAACUGCAAGGCGCAUUCGUACCGCAUACAAUCAACAUCAUGGCGGACCGAUUCCCGUCUCUGGAUGACUUCGACUCCGGUGCCCAGACGGAUGUCAAGGAUGCUGGAUCUCCCUCUGCCGAUGACUUCCUUGCCCGCGAACGAGCUCUUCUUGGCGACGACGCAACUCAGUUCGCUACUAGCAACGAUUCCGCCGCAUUUGUAGAUCCUUCGUCCGACGACCUACUCGGUGGAGAGAGCGCAGGCGCUGGGACUUCUCAGUUCGAGAGCCAAUUCCCCGAUCUCACCAGUGGCAACGAGCAAGUUGCACCCGGGGGCGCCAUCACCGGUCCGUCUGUCAGCUAUAACUCGGGCUACGCAGCCUACGCCGAGGAGGAACAGGAGCCCGAGGUCAUCAAGGAAUGGCGCGAGAAGCGAGAUGCCGGCAACGCCAAGCGAGCCGAGAAAUUCGCGGCCCAGAAAGCCGAGACAAUCAAGGAGGCGCAACAGAACAUUGACGACUUCUACGAGAACUACAAUACCAAGAAGGAGAAGACGAUUGCACAGACCCGCAAGGAUGCCGAACAGUUCUUGGCUAGCAGAGAGGACACCGUCUCUGGUGGCACAAGUUGGGAGCGCAUCUCGAAGCUGGUUGACGUGAGUGGAAAGGGCCAAAAGGGGGGUGCUGGUGGUUCCGGCAAGGAGCGGUUCCGUGAGCUUCUGAUGAGCCUGCGAAAAGACGAGAAGGCCCCUGGUGCUGUGGGAUACUAAACACACGACUUUGGACAUGCACUUGUACCUGGACAUAGGUAGCUAGGAUGGAUCUGGUAUGAUCCGGUUUGGCAUUUGGCCUGGUCACAUUGGCCCUCCUGCUCGGGCGCAAACGUCCAUAUUGUACUUUAAAAGCCCCAUACUGGCAGGAAGACUGGCAUUGGGCAAUCAUGGCGUAAUGAAGACGGGUGGUUUG